This is a messenger RNA of Pocillopora damicornis (cauliflower coral), 720 nucleotides long. RefSeq lists its product as uncharacterized. The record is from RefSeq and is a predicted model, not a curated record. NCBI's taxonomy places the organism in Eukaryota, Metazoa, Cnidaria, Anthozoa, Scleractinia, Pocilloporidae.
AUGCAGCUCAUUGCAGACGGGAAAUUGAAAGAUGCUAUCACUACAGCAGCGAGGGAAGCCGCCGAUGAGGAAGUGAAACUCGCUCACGAGUUUGCCUCUCAACCAGAACAAGACAUCCGUAAGCGCCUUGAGAAGCAUCUGCCCGAAGAUCGAAUCAGGCUGAUUGAAAAGGCGCUCACCAUUCCAACAUUCCGCAUGGAAAUAAGCAAGAUGGACAAUGGUAAACAUCUGGUGCAGUUGACAAGAGAAGGAGAGGAGUUCCUACCAUCCAGGGAACUGGUAGCGAGUGCUGACAUCGUUUGGGCCACGAUUCUUCAGUACGCCAGUGUUGUGGUGGAGGCGGUGAUGCUUGUCAUGCAGGCAGUUGGGAUCGGAGUAUCUGUAAGCAGCAGCACCAUGAAAGCUACCAUUGAAGACACCGCGGAAGCAAUUAAGAAGUCUUCAGCAUUCCAGCAAGCGAUACAGAAGUUUGUCAGCUCGUGGAAAGCGGCGGGAGGCAGUGCAACUAACAAGGCUAAAGCCAUUUUCUUCCUCCUCAAAGAAACCUACGCAGCUGGAUUGUUGUGGACCAUCAUCAAGAGUUUGUGCAGAGAGAUGAAAUGGUACGACUGGUUGGAGACCGCAGCGAAGGUGAGCGCCAUGAUCAUAGCAGCCUUUGCCACAGAAGGAGCAGCGCUAAUAGCAAAGAUUGCUUUGACCGUUUUGGCUGCUGUCGAUUUC